This is a messenger RNA of Phragmites australis (common reed), 622 nucleotides long. RefSeq names its product light-harvesting complex-like protein OHP1, chloroplastic. The transcript has 3 exons. Lineage: Eukaryota; Viridiplantae; Streptophyta; Magnoliopsida; Poales; Poaceae. The record is from RefSeq and is a predicted model, not a curated record. Bases 108 to 446 code for a protein of 112 amino acids.
UCCACCUUAUCCUCUAAAACAUCCAGAGUCCUGGACACAAGUCCCCUAGAAGGAAACGAAACUGGAGAAAGAAAAAAAACAACGAAAGAACAAUCCCAUCCCAAGCAAUGGCAGCAAGGUGUGUUCUUUCUUCCCCAUCUUCCUUUGCUCAUCAGCCCCUCUGCAGCAACAAACUCAGCAAGAAGCUUCCUCCAUGGCUGCCAUCGCCAAGAGCCAUAGCUGUGAGAGUGAGUGCUGCAAAGCUGCCUCCAGGGGUUGAGGUGCCCAGGGUGCAGCCGAAGCUGAGCGAGCCCUUCUUGGGAUUCACCGAGACCGCCGAGAUAUGGAACUCCAGGGCCUGCAUGAUGGGCCUCAUCGGCACCUUCAUUGUGGAGCUGGUGCUAAACAAGGGGAUUCUUCAGAUGCUUGGAGUGGAAGUGGGCAAGGGUCUCGACAUUCCUCUUUAAUGGCCAUAAUUUUAAAUUCCUGGUGUAUGCUAGCCAAAAAGGGGAGAUUCCAGUUGUUAUCUAUUAAUAUCAUCACAGUUAUUUGGGAAGUUUCAGCAACUAUGUUUCCUGUUAAUCAUCUUGGCCUUGACUGUUAAUCCUUUCCGAUAUCAUAAAAGAAAAAUCCUUUCCGUGGA